AUGAACACCGUUAUCCAACCCACCUUCGCCGCCUUACCUCCUCCGCUCUCUCAGUACUACCCUCCAAAACCACCACCGCACUCCUCUCUUUCUCUCUCUCCCUCUAGACCCAAACCCAAAACCCCCCUCAACUUCUCCACCUCUCUCCCUACCCAAUCCCUCCAACCCCUUUUCACCACUCCACACCCUCCCAAUCCCAAUGGCUCUCCCCAAACCCACUCUCUCUUCUCCCAUCUCCUCCAUCUGCUCCGCCUCUCUUCCCGCCACGCCGACCCCGAGCUCGCCAGGGCCGUCCACGCCUCCGUUCUCAAGCUCGAAAACGACACCCAUCUCGGCAACGCUCUUGUUUCGGCUUAUCUCAAGCUGGGUCUCGUUCCCGACGCUUACCAGGUCUUUCAGAGCCUCCCGUGCCCCAAUGUGGUGUCUUUCACCGCCCUCGUUUCCGGUUUUGCCAAGUCCGGCCGGGAAGAUGAGGCGGUGGAGCUUUUCUGUAGGAUGAGGAGGUCAGGUAUUGAGCCUAACGAGUACAGCUUUGUUGCAAUUUUGACUGCUUGUAUUCGGAUUUUGGACCUCGAAUUGGGUCUGCAGGUUCAUGCCUUGGCGGCUAAGAUGGGUUACUUGGAUUAUGUUUUUGUUUCCAAUGCCGUGAUGGGUCUGUAUGGGAAAUGUGGGUGUUUGGAUUAUGCGCUUAAGGUGUUUGAUGAAAUGCCUCACAGAGACAUUGCGUCUUGGAAUACUGUUAUGGCGAGUCUAGCGAAUGAGUUUAUGUAUGAUGAAGUGUUUGAAUUGUUCUGUGAAGUGUUGCGAGGUGAUGGGUGUGUAGCGGACUAUAUCACGCUUUCGACUGUUUUGACUGCUUGUACUGGUAGUAAUGCUUUCGUGGAAGGGCAAGAAGUUCACGCCUAUGCUGUCAAGACUGGUUUGGAGGGCAAUUUGAGUGUUGGCAAUGCACUUAUUGAGUUAUAUGGUGAGUGUGGGAGUGUAAAAGAUGUGGCUGCUUUGUUCGAGAGGAUGCAUGCGAGGGAUGUUAUUACUUGGACGGAGAUGAUUACUGCCUACAUGGACUUCGGGUUGGUGGGGUUGGCUGUGGAGAUGUUUUGCAUCAGAACUAUUAUAGUAUUGAACUAUUAUAGUUCAGAACUAUUAUAG
This is a messenger RNA of Rosa chinensis, 1149 nucleotides long. Its product is annotated as pentatricopeptide repeat-containing protein At5g03800. Gene Ontology annotation, molecular function: protein binding; RNA binding. The record is from RefSeq and is a predicted model, not a curated record. Gene Ontology annotation, biological process: RNA modification. The transcript has a single exon. NCBI's taxonomy places the organism in Eukaryota, Viridiplantae, Streptophyta, Magnoliopsida, Rosales, Rosaceae. Bases 1 to 1149 code for a protein of 382 amino acids.